AUGCGCGUGGCGCUCGAAAUUGCUGCUGACUGGGGCUCGAGGCUCCUCACCUCAUCCCUUGUAGACAUCUAUGUCGGACCGGAAUCCACACAUUGGACUCUUCACGAAAGACUCCUCUGCUAUCAUUCACCUUUUUUCUCAUCCAUCUUCUACUCGGACCAAAAAAUUGAAGAGAGAAAAACUCGAGGAAACAAAUCGUAUGGUCUUCCAGAUGAAGAUGACUAUCCCUUCGAACUUCUCGUGGGCUGGCUUUACUCCGGAUCUAUUCGCGCUCCCAAGACCGAGCAAGAUAUCGGCCCAUUACUUGACUUGUACCUAUUGUCGGAAAAAUUUCAGAUGAAGAAACUCGGGCUCGAUGUUGUCGAACUUGUUCGAGACUACUACCAUACCACUUCCACAUAUCCCGGUCUUCGCCGAGUUCAAUACAUCUAUGCCGAAACCGAUGAAGAUAACGAAAUGCGUGAAAUGAUGGUCUCUUCCGUCGCCCGUCAAUUGGCCACUAGCCACAGGAUUCCAGCACAUUGGGUUACGGCAUUACAACGAAAUGGACAACUGGCCGUUGACAUCAUUCGAUCCAUUCAACAAUGGAAUAUCGGAGAGCGCAGUAUUCCCGAUGUUCGAGCUGGUAGUCAAAGUCGAGGGCGACAGGCAAACGGAGGCUGCUUCGACUCGAUUGAGGGGAGGGGAGAUUCCAUGGAAGCUGUUGAUCCGGUCGAUCCGGUCGAUCCGAAUUUGGGCGUCACAAGUCCAAACAGUGAAGCAAGUGAUACACCCAUCGUCAAGAGCGCCCCUGAAGAGUAA
Molecule: messenger RNA, 801 nt
Organism: Rhinocladiella mackenziei CBS 650.93
Lineage: Eukaryota; Fungi; Ascomycota; Eurotiomycetes; Chaetothyriales; Herpotrichiellaceae
Exons: 1
Coding region: 1-801 (266 amino acids)
Molecular function (GO): protein binding
Source: RefSeq, a predicted model, not a curated record